Trichechus manatus latirostris (Florida manatee) is the source of this 7773-nucleotide messenger RNA. RefSeq names its product adenylate cyclase 7 (gene ADCY7). Gene Ontology annotation, cellular component: plasma membrane. Lineage: Eukaryota; Metazoa; Chordata; Mammalia; Sirenia; Trichechidae. The transcript is spliced from 26 exons. The record is from RefSeq and is a predicted model, not a curated record. Gene Ontology annotation, molecular function: adenylate cyclase activity. Bases 815 to 4054 code for a protein of 1079 amino acids. Gene Ontology annotation, biological process: adenylate cyclase-activating G protein-coupled receptor signaling pathway; cAMP biosynthetic process; adenylate cyclase-inhibiting G protein-coupled receptor signaling pathway.
GACUGUGGUUUGGUGGGGAGAGGCCGGGCAGGGCUGCCUCCCCUGCAGAGCAGGGCUCUUCCGGGCUGUCCGCUCAGCCUCAAGAGGCAGCCCCAUCCUGCACGCCCCCUUGGCCUGCUCAUAUUCUCAGGCAGCCCCGGGGGAGGUGGGUCUCAGCCCCUGGGAUUUGGGCUGGGCACUCUGGCAGCUGGCUUGGUGGGGGCUGAAUUGGUGGCCUCUGGGUCAGGCAGUGGCUUCUGGCUACGGUGGUGACAGGGGAACCAGUCAGGCCCAGAAAGGACGAGGAGCUGCCCGAGUCACACGCUGGUGAGACGCAGAGUUGGGACUGUCCUCAACUGACGUUCAGCCUGACAUUCAGCCCAGAGCCCUGCCCCUGAACUGCUUUGCCUGUGAUGGAUGGGGAAACUAAGGCAGGGGGACCAUGUCUCUGCCUUGCACAGGAGAGAGGUGGGGACGAUGAGCCUGUGAGCACAGUGGAGCCCAGGUCUGUUCACUCAGGUCUCUCCUCUGCUCCCCUCGCUGGUGGAGGCCAAGCUCAGGGCUGGUCUGCUGGUCCCUGAAACUGAGGACCCUGCGUGUCUGAUCAGCCUGGCCUGGAUGCAAAGCAAGAUUUUGGUGGCGCAGUGAGAAGGCCUGGCAGCUGGAGCGUGCAGGCACCGUGGAGCCCUUGGUGCCGCAGGCUCCGGGGGCUGCUCCCCAGCCCCACCUGCCAGACUUGGAGAGGCCCAAGGCCCAGCGCCACAGAGGUGGGUGUCGGCAGACAGAUGCCCCCUAGGCCGUGGGGUCUCCUGAGUGGGCGUGCGAAGGGUGGAGGAUGCCAGCCAAGGGGCGCUACUUUCUCAACGAGGGCGAGGAGGGCCCGGACCAGGAUGCGCUCUACGAGAGGUACAGGCUCACCAGCCAGCAUGGGCCGCUGCUGCUCACCUUCCUGCUGGUGGCCAUCACGGCCUGCACUGCGCUCAUCAUCAUCGAGUUCAUCAACUGGGACACCUCCAAACUCAAGUCUCUCCUGGGGACGGCGAUCGUGGUGCUUGUGGUAUUUGUGGCCCUGUACCUGCUGGUGUAUGUAGAUUGCCUCGUACGGCGGGGGCUCAGGGCCUUGGCGCUGCUCAUCUGGGCUUGCCUCAUGACGCUGGGCUACGUGCUGCUGUACGACUCACGGAUGAAGGGGGCCUGUGCAUGGGAGCAGGUGCCCUUCUUCCUGUUCGUCAUCUUCGUGGUAUACACGCUGCUGCCCUUCAGCAUGUGGGGGGCCGUCGCAGUGGGGGUUGUCUCCACUGUCUCCCACCUCCUCGUGCUCAGCAUCCUUGCGGGGGUCCACGAGAUGCCUAGUGACCACAUAGAGCUGAAGCUGCUGGCCAAUGCCAUCAUCUUCCUCUGCGGGAAUCUCACCGGCGCCUUCCACAAGCACCAGAUGCAGGAUGCCUCCAGAGACCUGUUCACCUAUACCGUGAAGUGCAUCCAGGUCCGGAGCAAGCUGCGCAUCGAGAAGCGGCAGCAGGAGAACCUGCUGCUGUCGGUGCUGCCGGCCCACAUCUCCAUGGGCAUGAAGCUGGCCAUCAUCGAGCGUCUCAAGGAGCACAGAGACCGCCGCUACAUGCCUGACAACAACUUCCACAGCCUCUAUGUCAAGCGGCACCAGAAUGUCAGCAUCCUCUACGCAGACAUUGUGGGCUUCACACGGCUGGCCAGCGAUUGCUCCCCAAAGGAACUGGUGGUGAUGCUUAAUGAGCUCUUUGGGAAGUUCGACCAGAUCGCCAAGGCCAACGAGUGCAUGCGGAUCAAGAUCCUGGGUGACUGUUACUACUGCGUGUCGGGCCUGCCCGUGUCCCUGCCCACCCACGCCCGGAACUGCGUGAAGAUGGGGCUGGACAUGUGUGAGGCCAUUAAGCAGGUGCGGGAGGCCACGGGUGUAGACAUCAACAUGCGUGUGGGCAUCCACUCGGGGAAUGUGCUGUGCGGAGUCAUUGGGCUGCUCAAGUGGCAGUAUGACGUGUGGUCCCACGACGUGUCCCUGGCCAACAGGAUGGAGGCAUCUGGAGUCCCUGGCCGAGUACACAUCACGGAGGCGACCCUGCGCCACCUGGACAAGGCAUACGAGGUGGAGGAUGGACACGGGCAGCAGAGAGAUCCCUACCUGAAGGAGAUGGAUAUCCGCACCUACCUGGUCAUCGACCCCCGGAGCCAGCAGCCACCGCCGCCCUGCCAGCACCUCCCCAAGCCCAAGGGGGAUGCGGCUCUGAAGAUGCGGGCAUCAGUGCGGAUGACCCGCUACCUGGAGUCCUGGGGCGCCGCGCGGCCCUUUGCGCACCUCAGCCACCGUGAGAGUGUGAGCGUCAGUGAGACCCCUGUCCCCAGCAGCCGGAGGCCCAGGGCCAUUCCCCUGCGGCGCCACCGGACCCCAGACAAAAGUGCGUCUCUCAAGGGGCGGUCGGAGGACGACUCCUACACUGAUGAGAUGUGGUCGGCCAUCGAGGGGCUUACCUCCACGAGGUUCUCCUGCUCCAGGUCAGAUGACUUCCACGCCUGCACCUGCGUGUCCAUCUUCCAGGAGAAGGGCCUCGAGCGAGAGUACCGCCUGGCACCCAUCCCCCGAGCCCGCCACUACUUCGCCUGUGCUGGCCUCAUCUUCCUCUGCAUCCUGCUCAUCCAUGUCCUGCUGAUGCCCAGGAUGGUGGCUCUGGGUGUGUCCUUUGGGCUGGUGGCCUGCGUGCUGGGACUAGUGCUGGGCCUGAGCUUCGCUGAUGAGUUCUUGAGGUGCUGCCCAGCCCGGGGGAUGCUCCGGGCCAUCUCCCAGAGAGUGGAGACGCAGCCCCUGCUGAGGGUGUCCCUGGCCAUCCUGACCAUCGGCAGCCUGCUCACCAUCGCCAUCAUCAGCCUGCCGCUGCUGCCUCUCCCAGUGCGGGAGCCGCUUGGUGGGAACAAGACAAGCGUGAGCGCUGUGAGCAACCAGACCUCGUGUGAGCUGCUCCUGCAUUACACCAGCAGCUGCAUCCUGGGCUUCAUUGCUUGCUCCGUCUUCCUGUGGAUGAGCCUGGAGCUGAAGUUUGUGCUGCUAACUGUGGCCUUGGUGGCCUACCUGGUGCUCUUCAACGUCUCUCCAUGCUGGCAGUGGGCCUGCUGUGGCCACGGCCCAGACAACCUCACGGAGACCAACGACACCCUCAGCAGCUCACCUCAUCCAUGGAAUGAUUUGAAGACAAUGAUUAAUUUCUACCUGGUUCUGUUUUAUGUCGCCCUCGUCAUGCUCUCCAUGCAGACUGACUACUACUGCCGUUUGGACUGCUUGUGGAAGAAGAAGUUCAAGAAGGAGCACGAAGAGUUUGAAACCAUGGAGAGUGUGAACCGCCUUCUUCUGGAGAACGUCCUGCCAGCCCACGUGGCCGCCCACUUCAUCGGCGACAAGUUAAAUGAGGACUGGUACCACCAGUCGUAUGACUGCGUCUGUGUCAUGUUUGCGUCCGUGCCGGACUUCAAAGUGUUCUACACCGAGUGUGACAUCAACAAAGAAGGGCUGGAGUGCCUGCGCCUGCUAAACGAGAUCAUCGCGGACUUCGACGAGCUGCUGUUAAAGCCCAAGUUCAGUGGCGUGGAGAAGAUUAAGACCAUCGGCAGCACGUACAUGGCAGCUGCAGGGCUCAGCAUCACCUCGGGGCAUGAGAACCAGGACCUGGAGCGGCAGCACGCCCACAUCGGCAUCAUGGUGGAGUUCAGCCUCGCCCUGAUGAGCAAGCUGGACGGCAUCAACAGGCACUCCUUCAACUCCUUCCGCCUCCGCGUCGGCAUAAACCACGGGCCUGUGAUUGCUGGGGUGAUUGGGGCGCGGAAACCUCAGUAUGACAUCUGGGGAAACACGGUCAAUGUUGCCAGCCGAAUGGAGAGCACUGGGGAACUUGGGAAAAUCCAGGUUACCGAGGAGACCUGCACCAUCCUGCAGGGACUGGGCUACUCCUGUGAGUGCCGGGGAAUGAUUAACGUCAAAGGCAAGGGCGAACUGCGGACUUACUUCGUCUGCACAGACACUGCCAAGUUCCAAGGGCUGGGGCUGAACUGAGAGCUUUCAGUGGGUUCAGCAUCUGCUGGGAAGUGGUUUCCCUCCCUGAAGUGAGCCAAGGAGAAACCAGCACCAUGCCAGUCACGAGGCACGCCAGAGAUCCGGGCACCGACUCCUGACAGAGGCUGUGCCUGGCUUCCUGGAAAUCGUACUGGGUCUCGGACGUGUGCACCAGAUCCUGGCUUGAAGCGCCCACCUGUCUCCAGGACAGCAGAGGGUCACUGGUGCUGCUGGCUUCGCUCCCUUGCUCUGCAGGUAGCACAGCUGGAGCAGACAUCCCUGUCAGUGGCCUGUGAAUGCACACAGGUGGAGGACUGGCUUUUCUAAGGACAGAGGACUGAGACAGGUUGUCUGGGAUGGGCUUGGAACUCCCUUCUCCCCAGGUGGAUAAGCUGUUGGAUUCUAUAUUCUGCACAUAAGCAUUCUGAUAAGUGAGUUAAAAAAGUGGUUUUAAUCUAUACAUGGUUUCAAACAACAGGGAGAAAAAGACUAUAACUGACACUUGUUCCUUCCUGCCAUCUCUGGCAUGCUUGUUUCAAAUGGAUACAUUAUUAAUGAGGGCUUUAUCCUUUUUAAUGACUUCUUCAAUACUGGAAAAAAUCUCUUCCUUCCAUUGGCUCCUUUGCCUUUUUUACCACUGACACAUAAAGGGGACUCCUGUCCAGUGUCAGCUUAGGGGACUAGCUUGUGAGCUGUCUGAAGUAAGUCCGGCUGUGGGGACAAAGCUCCAGGGAAUGUGGCCCACAGAACUCAUUAGAGGCAGGCGCUCAGGGUCAGCAUCCAGCAGCUAGCUGAAAGCCUGGCAAAUCAGGCACAGCCUUUAGCCUUUCCCUGCCUCCUCAGGCAUUUGGGAGCUCUCCCCUGCCGCCUCCAACUGUAUCUUAGCUUGUAUAUCAAAACGGAAUGGAGUCUGUAGAGACAACUUGGACAACCUGUAGUACGUCUUUCCUUUUCUUCAUCCUAACUUUUAAGAGCUUCAAGACUACAAAGAUCUACCGAGCACAUGCAGGUUCCCGUAUCUGGGAGAUGGUUCUCACACAAUGCCGAGAUGUUCUUCUGAACCCGAAGGAGUCAAGGCAAGUGCAAAAGGCCGGAUCUGCGGAUCUGUGGAGGGGCGUCUAGCCGUGCUCCUACUCCACAGGGAAUGAAUGAAGUCACCUGUUUGAAGGCGAGCAAUAACCACACUGCCCAUUCCUCUUCCUGAACUGCUUCACUGCCUAAGACUGACAUAUAGCGCAUCCUCAGGAUUUCCAGGACAACCAAAUCUUACUAUCCAGCAGGAAUUCUUGACCAGACAUCAUCUGUAAGCUCCCUGAAGGAUACAGAAAACCUUGUCCACAGGAGACUUCAAAUGAUAACACAGGCAGGUUGCAGAGAGGUGACUAGCCAUCCUGGUUUGCCUGGGACUGAGUGUGAGUUGUCACUGAAGUUGAACCUACUUGCCCUGUGGUUGGGCUCUAACAGCCUGAGAAGGGGGUGCUGGGCAAGCUAGUGGCAGCCCUGUGAGUUGCCUGUCACUGGAAUCGGUGUAAUGCAUUCGAACUUGCUGUUUAAAGGAAACGGAAAUAAGACUUACUUACUUAAACUGCUUUUUUUACAUGCCAACUUUUCAUAAUGAAAGGCUGGUUUCAGGCGAGUACUGUACUGAAAUCUAUGCUCUUAAAACCCAGGGGACCAGGGCUGCCUGCAGGUCCUUCCCAGGAAGUCAGGUGUCUCCUGCUGACACAAUGGAGACACACGUUAGUGGGCCAGGCCUCUUUCUUACUCCUGCGAUAUUCAAGCCACUUUUUUUCCUCCAGCAACAUUGGGAGGUUAAAAACAACUGGUUACCGUUCACAUAUUUUUCCUUCCAAUUAAAGCACUGGGCUCCCGUAAGAAUAUUUGGUAAGUUUUCCUUUUCAAGAUCUGGGUCAUAGUGUAUAACUGAUCACGAAAGUCAUAUGGAGUGAUUUUUAUAAAUCUGUUUUCUAAUUACCAAGUCAUUUCUUCACAAGCCUCCCUCAUUCUGUUUAUGACAGGAACAAAUGCCUUUCUAACACUGCCUUCUCUACAGGUCAAGGACUUGCUUAAAGUGUCUACUAAGGUGGCCUCACCAACUCCAAGGAAAAUAACGCCUGGAUCCCUGCUAUUAACCACUGUACACAUUGUGUCUAUAAUACAUCAGUGUACACAAAUGUACUUUGAGAAGGUGCAUGCAAAUAACUAAGGUUUAAUCUAUAUACUGUUUAUAGAUCCUUAUUCAUAACAUUUGUUUCAAAAUGUUCUUUCAUUUUUUAUAAAGCACCAGUGUUUCUAAACUGAACCGAUCGCUAAUUUAUGAAAAGCAGCUAAACAGAGCUAUGUGGAAAACCUGAAUGCCCGAAAGUGUCUGGAAUGGUCACGUUUUCCCUGGUCUUCAGGAACUUUAAGUAACUAAACAAAUCUAAAGUUUAAGAACCAAUUACUGUGUGAAUUAUAUUUUAGGGAUUAAAACUAGACUAUUUGAUUUUCGAAAUUCUUUUGGCAUAGGUUUUUAAAAAGAUUAACUCUCCUGAGAGCAUCCAUUUUCAUUCUCUGUUCUUGCUAAAUGUUAAUUUUCAAAUUCAAAACAGUCACAUUAAAAGGCAAUCACAACGAAAGAGGCUCCUGUUUUUCAGAUGGGCUCUGCACAAUCCUAGCAGGAUCUGUUCUUAAUAUGUUUACCGAUCUAGGCUACAUACAUCCUGCAUUUUUAUCCUUGCUUUUCAUUUUAGCCUAAACAGGUUAUAUACUGAACCAGUCUCAGAAAAAUCACCAUUCAUUCUACAGUCCCAUUAUAGUUACUGGUUCUAGAAGGGGACCACAUGUCUCCUGCUUAAAUAAUUAAACUGCCUGGGCACUUGACCUUUGUAUUUCAGAUAAAGCAUGAGUACAGUGGGCAUGGCUGAGAUGCAGGUGACCUUCGAGAAACAGUAUAUUAAAACGUGAGCAUUCCUUUCAGCUCGGUAAUUGUCCCACUCAAGGAUGUUGCUAUAGUUCCAAACAACCCUCUCAAGAAAGGGGGAUUAAAAAACCCACCACAAAAGACAAGUUAAUGCUAGUAAAACUUAGUUUGAGCACCUAAUCCUCCUACACAAGGACAUCAUUCCCACCAGGUACUUAGGGGGCUGAACCAUGGUAGUAAAUUCUUAAAAUUAUUUUACGCACGUUACUGUGUUCAAGGUAUUUCAAGGUAUAACAAUGGAAAAACCUCACUGGGUAGGGACAUUAAAAAGCUUCUUAGUUACGAUCCAGUGAAACCAAAGGAUUAUGGCUACUCUGAAAGCACUGGGCCCAGGCCAGCCUACUCCCGCUUUCUGCCGGGUAUGUAUGGCAACUGCCCAAAGCCACAUUCCUUCCUCACAAGGCCGUCACUGAAUGAAUCAUCAAGAUGAGAACUGAUAGUUAGGCUGUCAUUAUUUAAGGAGUGUAGCAGAUGUGGGAUUUCAGUCAUUUUGGGACUUGCUUCUUUUAACUGAUGGUUACGAAAAAGGCAAUUUUUUGAGCUUCUCUCACUCUCUUACUACAGUCAUGGGGCUGACUUAGCUAACAUGCGUGCUGUAACUCAAGAGUCCCAGGGUCAGCUUUAUUACUUAACAGAAGUCCAAUCUCUGGAAUGUUGAAAUUAAUUGUUCCGAAGUUUAAUCAAAAACACAAUUUAUAAAUAUUUAAUAUCCUCUGAAAAGCAUUUCCAAGGUUAAGAAUGAAAAAAAAAAAGAUAU